Molecule: messenger RNA, 764 nt
Organism: Marmota flaviventris (yellow-bellied marmot)
Lineage: Eukaryota; Metazoa; Chordata; Mammalia; Rodentia; Sciuridae
Source: RefSeq, a predicted model, not a curated record
UGACCUUUACUCAUGCUCCAACCUGUUUUCCUCUGCACCCAGGGACCUCAGGCUCACUUUCACUCACUGCCUCACCAUGAAACCAUGGAACCGUGCCUGCUGUGUGGGACUCUUUCUAACUACUCUUUCCCUAGUCUGCAUCGUGGCCAAUGCCUUCCUACUGGUUCCUGAUGGGAAGACCUGGAGCAGUGACCAACUCAGCAUGCAUGUCUUGCUCAUGCCUGGCUUCAUCGGCGGGGGAUUGAUGGUGCUGUGUCCAGGAUUCAGAAUGGUUCUGGCAGCAGUUGAACAUCCCAACUGGAUUCCAUGUUCCUGCUGGUGUUCAGUCUUCGGAAUGCUUGGUGCCAUCUACUGCCUCUCAGUGUCAGGAGUCGGCCUCAGAAUUGGACCCAAAUGCUCCAUAAACGGCGAGUGGGACUAUCACUUCCAAGAAACGGCAGGCACUUACUUGAAGAAUGAUACUUCCUGGAAUUUGUGUGAGGAACCACUCAAAGUGGUGCCCUGGAAUGUGACGCUCUUCUUCUUGCUGGUCGUUUCCUCCUGCCUGGAGAUAGUGCUGUGUGGCUUACACCUGGUGGUAGAGCCCAUUCAUGCUCCAGGAGAGAUCCAAAAGACUGAGGACAUCUUAGGCAACUUCCAGAGGAGGUAAAGACCUAUUAAUUUAGAACUUGAAAACUUCAGGAUUAGAAUAUGGCCCUCCUUGCUCUGAGUCUUAUUUUUGAAAAGAGACAUGAUUUUCUUUUUCUCUCCUUCCUCCCCCUUCC